Molecule: messenger RNA, 907 nt
Organism: Cydia amplana
Lineage: Eukaryota; Metazoa; Arthropoda; Insecta; Lepidoptera; Tortricidae
Product: hypodermin-B-like
Exons: 4
Coding region: 62-907 (281 amino acids)
Biological process (GO): proteolysis
Molecular function (GO): serine-type endopeptidase activity
Source: RefSeq, a predicted model, not a curated record
CAUUAUGAGUUAACGAUUACUGUAUGUAAAGACGCAGACGAAUUAUUGUCAUUAAUUUCCAAUGACUUCGAAGAUAAAAGUGAUAAUAAUAAUAAUUUGCAAUAUCAAAAUAACCUCGUCGAAUAUGACCGGCAAUGUAAUCAAUGCAGAAGCUUCCGAUAUUAUAGACUUUCCACAUUCUGCAUAUUUGGCUAUAGAGUGUAGCUCAAGUCGUGGAGAAGGUUACUUUUCGUGUGGCUCCUCUAUAGUUAAUCAAGCUGUUUUGUUGACUGCUGGGCAUUGCAUCAUUGCGUGCCAAGAAAACGUUGACGCCUUUGCUAUAUUCGGACAUGAACAGAGAGAUAAGGGAAUAGUUUCGAACGUGUCGCAUAUCAAAUUGCAUGAAGAUCAUUUCGAGGGUUCAUUGUCAAACGAUAUAGCUCUAGUGUUGUUGAAGAAAAAAUUGAAGUUCAGUUGUACAGUUAGAAGAGUGGCGUUAAUGAGGCGUCCUCCGUACGGAGAUAAUGCUACUGUCGCUGGUUGGGGGAAAAUAGAUGAUCUAUCCAACGACGUGUCUAACAUCCUGAUGAGCACACAACAGAUAAUUCUACUCCCGUCGACUUGUACUUUUACCAUGAACAACCCACCUGGCACUUUCUGCGCCGAUAGUAGGCCUGGAACGGGUAUUCCUGCAAGAGCUGAUUCCGGCAACGCCAUGGUAAUCAAUAACUUCAUCCAGAUAGGUCUUGUGUCUUACAUGGACCCUCAUGUUUCUAAGAGGAUCACUGUGUACACUAACAUCAGCUAUUUUUACGGUUGGAUAAAAUAUAACACUAGGAAAUUAUUUUGUACAAGAAAAAAAAGUAAAAGGCACAGAAAGGGAAUAAUAUGGGCUAUAGCUGUCGCCAAUUCGUCAUCAUUAGCCUAG